Molecule: messenger RNA, 1413 nt
Organism: Lontra canadensis (Northern American river otter)
Lineage: Eukaryota; Metazoa; Chordata; Mammalia; Carnivora; Mustelidae
Product: collagen alpha-1(I) chain-like
Exons: 5
Coding region: 1-1413 (470 amino acids)
Source: RefSeq, a predicted model, not a curated record
AUGGCGAGACUCCUGGAUCUCCCACCUCGGGCCGGACGCGCGCGGACCGCGAGGGGAGGCGGCCACAAGCGCAGCGCGGGCUCUCUCCGUUCCCCCGGCGCCCGCGGCUCAGACGGGGCUGACCACGGAGGCUCCCAUCCCCGCACCCGGCGCCUGGGGCCGCCGAGCUGGAUCUCAGGCACUCUCGACCCGGAGGAGAGCGAGGAUGACCGGGACAGGACGGUAGCCCCGGGCCGGCCGGGCCGCCCUGCGGGGAGACCAGCGCGCGCCGGGGGCCCCUCGACCCCAUGCGGCCCAGGGGUCGGGACGCGGCAGCGGAAUGGGGAGGGGCCGCCGCCGCGCGCCGCGGGGAGCAAGGCCGGGGCCCCAGGACGGCAGGUGCCGGCACGGCCCCGCACGGGCAGCCCUCCCGCCGCCGGCGACCCCCGGCCCGCAGUCCCCCCACCUCGCACUUACGCAGCCGGCGGCCCGGGCCCGGAGCGGGAGCCAACGGCCUGGCGGGCGGCGGGGCGGAGCAGCCUCUGCGACCGCUCCCCCUACUCCGAGCCGGCGCUUCCGACCCGCGGCCGCGCCGGCACCCUCCUGCGCAUGCUCGGGGCGGUCCGGGCCGGCAAUCCGCUCCGGGCGCGCAGCUCGGAUUUCCGCAACUCUGCGGGCGGGGGCGCUGGGGGCGGCCGGCGAGACCCCUGCGGAGCGACUGCCCCCACGCCCGGCGGGCCCCUGCGCCCGGGAGACCAAGCCCCCGCGGGCACUAGCGUGGAGAACUACCGUAGCUGGACGAGGGCCCCUUCUGCACACCGGGCGAGCCUCCUGCGCGCGCUAUCCGCGCAGCCCUGGGCGCUGGGGCGGGAAGGGGGCGCCGCAGCCGGGUCCCCAGGUCUCCCGGCUGGAGCCGCUCCCGGCGCGGAGCGCAGCGGCCCAGCACAGAGCGGGGGACGGAGCAGUGACAUCCCCCUGCCGAGUGUGGAACGACGGGCGCGCACGAGCCUGUCCCACCCCGGCGGGCCGGCUGCACGGGGUCCGCAGCGGGAGCCGAAACUCUGGUCUGGGUCGACGAACUCCUUCCCCUCAGAGUCGCUCAGCCUCGACUCAGCGGAGAACCGCCUCGGCCCGCGCUGGGCCCCGGCGGCGCCCCGGAAGGCCGAAGUCGCGGGAGCCAACGCGGGGCAAAGCCGGGGCCCCACACCGGGGAAGCCCCGAAGCUCCUUCCAGGCCUCACAGCCCCCGCGAGGACCCGGGAGCGUCCGCGACCGACGAGGCUCCCGGCUCGGGCCCUGCCGAGCGCAACCGCGGCCCCCGGGGCAGGAGCUCUCGGGCGAGGUCCCUGCGGGGGGCGGGGCGGCCGUCGCCUCCCAGAGUACGAGUGCAGGGGAGAGGCGCGAGGUGGCGCCGGAAGCGGGGAGACAGCGCUAG